GCCGUGAUUAGAAGACAAAUAAUUGUGAGAUUACAAAUAAAAAAAUUAAAACAAUCCCAAAAACAACCUAAACAACCAACCAAGACAAAAAGGUAUUCUCCACUUGACUUGUGUCCAGUGUCCACGCAUGGAAGGUAUUCUCCACCUUUUCUUUACAAGAGAUCUCAUCUUUUGAAGCUUCUCUCCGUUUGUUUGUUAUCUUCAUUUAUAGUUUAAUUUUUUCUUCGCUUGACUUGACUACAUUUCUAAUUUUACUGCUAACCCCACAAUGCAUCACGCUUCUGUUAUGAUGAGAUCCGAUGGUAGAGUAGUCAUGGCUAAUCCCUCAAGUAAGCCACUUUUGAAGACUCCAAGGUUCCGGUGCCAUUAACAUAGGCUUCUGAUUUAGUAAGUGGAAGUGGGUUUCUGCCAAAAGAUGGAGAUGAACCAUGCUCUGGUGGUAUUGUUUCUGGGUCUACUUGUGGGCGACUAUUGUUCCUCUGGUGCCGAUUUAGAGGGGAAAUCAGCUGUAAACACUGGGUUUGAUCCAAAGAGUCCACUGAGUUCAAACAAGAAGAAUAGUUCAGAUGAGAAAAUGGGCAGACCAAAGCCCGUUUUGGAUUCAAUGGUUAAAGAAGACAAAGUGAAAGAGGAUGAAAAUCCAGCUGGUAAAUUGAAGGAUGGGGUCGAGAGUUCCUUGGGUAAGAGCAAUUCGAGCAAGCAAUUUGGGGUGAAAGAAACUAAUGAUGUGCAAACAGACAAGUCUGCUGUAUCAAGUGAGGAAUCUAAGGAUAAACACGGCGGGGGGUUAAAAUCUAAAGAGACAUCCAUCAAAUCAGCACCAUUGAGGAAGGAGAGUGCUGAGGGGGAAGAAUGUGAUUCAUCUAAUAAGUGCACGGAUGAGAAGAAAAGAUUGGUUGCGUGUUUAAGGGUUCCUGGGAAUGAAUCUCCAGAUCUUUCACUUUUGAUUCAGAACAAAGGGAAAGGCCCUCUCUCUGUUGCAAUUUCUGCUCCUGAUUUUGUUCACCUAGAGAAAACAAGCAUUCAACUCCAAGAGAAGGAAGACAAAAAGGUGAAGGUUUCUAUUGGAAAUGGUGGAGCUGGCAGUGGCACGAUUAUUCUGAACGCGGGAGAUAGUAGUUGCGUUCUUGAUUUCAGAGAUCUGUUUGGUCACAAUACCAGGAAGGAAAGUGAGUAUAUCCCAAAGCUCACUUACACUAGCUUCCUUACACGAACCCCCUCAAUUGCGUUUGUCUUCCUUGCUGCUCUACUAUUAAUGGUGUCAACUUGGACAUGUGUUUGCUUCCGACGAAAGCAUUUUCCCACCAGUGGCUCAAAAUAUCAGAAGUUGGACAUGGUGGUUCUUCCUGUUUCAGGGGGGGUUGAAGCUCAGUCUGAAGUUAAUGAUGGAUGGGAUAACAGUUGGGGUGACAGUUGGGAUGAUGAGGAGGCACCGAAGACACCCUCAAUGCCCGUCACUCCAAGCCUCUCAUCCUCGGGGCUUGCCUCCCGACGGUUGAGCAAGGAAGGGUGGAAAGAUUAGUUCCCUUUUUUCAUUUUUCUGGAUCAUGUUGUCCAAAAAUUGAAGAUGGUUGCCUCACGGAUGACGCAUGAAGACAAGGGGAAAUUUGGAGGGGAAAUAUAGGUUUUGUAUUGAACCAAUUGUCUGUUUAGCUUCUGUGGUUCUUCUUUCCCUUCCCCUAGCUAUGAAAUUUUUAGAGAAAAAUGCAUCUUCUGUGUUUUGAUCCAAUUGCCUGUUUGGCUUCUGUGCUAUUGGGAUCCUUGUCCUAGCAUGAAAUUUGUACCUUAGGUUUGUGUGGAUUUUGAUAAAAUGGUGCUUCUUUCAAAUUCACAGAAAUUUAAAUUAAAGCCCGAUAUUCAUGUUCUCAAA
This is a messenger RNA of Malania oleifera, 1870 nucleotides long. RefSeq lists its product as uncharacterized. The transcript has 5 exons. Lineage: Eukaryota; Viridiplantae; Streptophyta; Magnoliopsida; Santalales; Ximeniaceae. Bases 416 to 1522 code for a protein of 368 amino acids. The record is from RefSeq and is a predicted model, not a curated record.